This is a messenger RNA of Rotaria sp. Silwood1, 525 nucleotides long. NCBI's taxonomy places the organism in Eukaryota, Metazoa, Rotifera, Eurotatoria, Philodinida, Philodinidae. The record is from the annotation of a GenBank genome assembly.
AUGGCUACACCUAAAUUAAAUAAGGAACUCUACGCCAAUAUAACUCGACUAAAACUAUUAAAUUCAACUAAUACAGAUCCUAAGUUUUUACUUGAUCAAUCACCAUUUAAUGAAGAUAGUGAUGAACAAGAUACAGGUGCUUCCGCAAACCCAAAAGAAAUCUUGAUUAUUGGACGAAUUUUCCCUGAUUCAGACAUAUUUAAAGAAGGUGCAUUUCAAAUUGAAAUGAAAUUAACUCCUGAUUUUCCAUUUAAUCCACCAGAAGUACGUUUUCUUACUCCAAUUUAUCAUCCAAAUGUUGAUACAGAUGGGAAAUUUUGUCAUGAAUUAUUAAUAAAAGAAGCUAAAUAUUCAAAUAAAGUAACUUUAAUUGAUGUUGUUAAAGCUGUUGUACAAUAUAUCGAUCAUCCUAAUCUAGAACAUCCAAUGCGCGCUAAUGUCGGUUGUGAAUAUGCGGAAAAGCGUCUUGACUUUAAUCGUAACGCAUUGGAAUAUGUUAAAAAGCAUGCUUUGCCACGUAGCUGA